Lingula anatina is the source of this 1189-nucleotide messenger RNA. RefSeq names its product glutathione S-transferase B. Lineage: Eukaryota; Metazoa; Brachiopoda; Lingulata; Lingulida; Lingulidae. The record is from RefSeq and is a predicted model, not a curated record. Gene Ontology annotation, molecular function: glutathione transferase activity. Gene Ontology annotation, biological process: glutathione metabolic process.
AUGUUUAUCAGCCAGUGAGGCGAGAGUAGACACUGUUUCUAUAGUUUAAGGGAGAACGCAAACAGGAAUCGAUAAGACGACCUCUGCGCGUGAAUCUCAUUACUGGUACAACUGAGCGUCUCAGGUCGUCUGGAUACAAGCUCAUAUACACACACUGGCCGCAGGCUCCAUUAUGGCCCCCAUCCUAGGGUACUGGAAUAUCCGAGGGCUUUGUCAGCCUAUCAGACUACUGCUGAACUAUGUUGGAGAGGAAUAUGAAGAGAAAGUAUAUGCACUUGGACCAGCUCCUGAUUUCAAGGAUGACUCCUGGAUGAGUGAAAAGUUCAACCUCGGGCUGCCGCUCCCAAAUCUUCCUUACUGGAUAGAUGGCGACACUAAAUUAGUCCAAAGCCACGCCAUCUUAAAAUAUCACGCAAGAAAACAUAAUUUGUGUCCCAAGUCGGAGGCAGAGGUGGUACGCUGUGAUAUGCUGGAACACCACCUGACUGACGUCAUAGAGCAGCACGUGUAUUUAUGCUACAGCAGCUUCGUUCAGUGGGGAGAUUACGAGACUAAGAAGGCAGAGUUUUUAACUGCAUUGCCGGACAAGAUGAAGCAUUUCUCAGAGUUUCUUGGUGAUCGUCCGUGGUUUGCUGGCGAAAACCUCACUUUCGUGGACUUUCUGGCCUACGAUAUUCUGGACAUCCAUCGCCUGUUUUCACCCGGCUGCCUGGACACCUUCAAAAACCUGACGGAUUACAUGGAAAGAUUCGAGGCUCUCCCCGCCAUUCAAAAGUUCAUGCAGUCAGACAAGUUCAUGAAGAAGCCAGUCUACCAAGAUAUAGCAGACUGGAGCGGGAAAUGAUUUUGGAGGUUGUCUGCGAAUAAAACACAGAUAUUUUUGUUUGAAGUGAAAGGGGCAAGAUUACGUGAAACAUCCAGGUGUAUAGAUUUCGUGUGUCAAAGAGCAAAAUCGAUUAAGAUCAACCAUAGUGUCUUAAGUUCAAAAAUGAGUUCAAUGACUGUCCUACAUGAUAUAGAUUUGAAUUUAUCAAAGUAUUUGACUUUACAUGCAAAGGACUGUAGUCGGAUGAGCAUUAACCAAAGUAUGCGGAUUUAUAAAUCAUGUGUAGGACUGCGGUACUUAUACGAUUCCAAUUAAUAAAAGUGCCCCAUUUUAUAAAAAUAAAAUAAAAGUUAAAUAAAAAAG